This is a messenger RNA of Penicillium mononematosum, 1599 nucleotides long. RefSeq lists its product as uncharacterized. Gene Ontology annotation, molecular function: transmembrane transporter activity. The transcript has 5 exons. Bases 1 to 1599 code for a protein of 532 amino acids. The record is from RefSeq and is a predicted model, not a curated record. Gene Ontology annotation, cellular component: membrane. Gene Ontology annotation, biological process: transmembrane transport. NCBI's taxonomy places the organism in Eukaryota, Fungi, Ascomycota, Eurotiomycetes, Eurotiales, Aspergillaceae.
AUGUCACUAUUACACGCUCUUCACCGUGACAUUAGACUCGUCGCUUCUUCUACUGUACCUCCCGAGCUAGACCUGAUCCCCGCAAACCCGGCCGAACAUGUUCCAGACACGGAGAUUUCUGCUGGAGACACCUUGACACCUAGAGACGGCCAACCUGUUUUUGAACGGGCGCUGCCCAGUCGGACGACCAAAUCGCGUCGAGUGGCAAUUACUGCGCUGCUCGUUCUGGCUAAUCUUGUACAGAUGACAGUCAAUUUUGCAGGGAUUGCUGGAGGAAGCACCUUGAGUGAAUCAUUGGAUAUUAAAGACACCUACGCCUCGUGGAUUGCUGCUAGCUAUGCUCUAACCCAAGGUACCUUUGUGUUAGUUAGUGGUCGAUUGGGAGAUGUUUAUGGCCACCGAGAACUCGUACUAGCCGGGGGUGCCUGGCUCACCAUCUGCACCCUAGCGAAUGCCUUCUGUAAGACCUUCUUCGCCUUUGUCACCAUGCGGGCUCUAGCUGGCCUUGGAGGGGCUUUAAUCAUGCCCAACGCGGUGGCUAUGAUAUCCAGCACCAAUCCCCCCGGUCGCGUGCGAAAUCUCAGUCUUGGUCUCUUUGGUGCGUCGGCACCAGUAGGAGGAUAUCUCGGGGCCUUGUUCUUGGGUGCCUUUGUGGAGCGGACAGAGUGGAAGUGGUUUUUUAUCUUCAUUGCCUGCCUUGGUGUCAUCACAUUCACUCCGCUCUGGGCGUUGAGUCCGCGAGAACCACCUGUCGAUCGACACGGGAAAGUCGACUGUCUUGGAUCGGCUCUUGGAACAAGCUCGUUGAUCCUGUUCAACUUUGUCUGGAACUCAAUGAUCUUAUUCGGGGGUUUCUUGCUCUGGGAAAGAAACUACGCGGCAGAGCCCAUCAUGCCACUCGAUAUCUUCAAAGCUCCAUCCUUCCUCAUGCUGCUCUUGGUCGUGCUUCUGAAUUAUAUGGCCGUGGGAACCUUGAUCUGGUACCAGGUGCUAUGGCUCCAAAAGGUCUGGCACUGGUCUCCCCUGCAAUUUGCCGUGGGCUGGACCCCAUUCGUGAUCUGUGCCACGGGCGCAGCCUGUCUCGCAGCGUGGAUGAUCCCGCGAAUGGCAGCACAAUGGAUCCUGGCUAUUGGAACCAUCACGAUCUUAAUAUCGAAUGUGCUCAUGGCGACCGUGCCAAUCCAUCAAUCCUACUGGCCCCAGAUCUUUCCUUCUGUGGUCCUUUUCUCAUUCUGCCCGGACUUUGUGUACACGGCUGGCCAAAUCAUUGCCAGUAACUCUGUCCGCCGAAAUCAGCAAGGGAUUGCUGCGUCCGUCAUCGGCACACUGAAUCUAUACGGAAACAGUCUCGGAUUGGGGUUUGCAUCCACCAUCGAGGUGCAAAUUGCCCGCCGGUCGGGUAGCCAAAUCAUGGGAUAUCGAGCGGCACUUUUCUUCGGUGUUGCCAUCAGUGCUGUAGCACUUCUACUUGAUUUGUGCUUUGUUCGACUGGUCAAAGAUGAUCGGGAAGGCUGGCAUGAGGAUGAUCAUAUGGAGGAAAUUGAACUGACGGAGCAAGCCGAAGCCUCUGGUGUCCAUCUACCCAAUGUAAACCACUAG